AAUGGUCGCACUAUUAUUACGUCACCAACAACAAGAAGCGUCUACUGUGGCAGUUGAGAAGCCAAACACACUUCAGUAUUUAAGAAAGGUUAUGUUCACAGAUACUAACAAAUAAUUUAUAGCCCUCCGGACAAUUAAUACUCAUGUCAACGCUGUUGCACAUGAAACGUAUUAGGUUGGUUGAAGAAGUAGCUAGCUAACGUUAACUCAGAAGUUAACAAAAGUUGCCUGGAUAGUUAGCAAUCUGGCUAGCAACAUGGCCCCUAAUAUCAAUCCUAAAGUAAAGGGCACAACCAAAGUUUCAAUUAGUGGGAUAACAGUACAUGCUCAAAGCAAACAUUGUCAUCGAAAUAAUGUAUUGGCCGAGAGGAAUCAGGCAGUUGCACCUGUGGGCGCCUGGGUGGAGAGUGGACAAGACUGCCAGGAUGAGCAUCCAAAUGUUCGUGCCAUGCUAACGGAGGAGCUACAGAUGGAGAUUCAACGGGAGAAAGAGGAGAGUCUUCGCCGGUUUCAGGAAGAAGUACGCCGCCGCGUGGCACAACAUGCUCAAAUCCGCAAGAGGUGGCAGCUUAAGAAGUCAUGCGAGAUGGCAGAGCAGGAGGAGAGAGUGCUCCAGCAGCCCAGCGAUGCAGCGCAGAGAUUGACCCCCAGGAAGAAUCCGUUCCCCUACUCCCCACAGAGAGAGCUAGCCAUCUGCAGCCCCAACUCCCGCUGGGUUCGAGCACAGGGCCAUGAGAGCAGCGACAGAGAAAACAGGACAGAUCUGCAAACGCAUCAGCUCAGCAAAGUCAUGAGGCAGGUCAGACACAGACUGGCAGCCUGUCAGACGAUCUGUGACGGAGAAGUGAUGUCAGAGCUCCCUGGGGGAAUAUGGAAGGUGUCUCCUACCAGAGAUAAACAUGUAUAUCGGGUGACAAGAGAAGAAGAGGAUCAUGAAAAGGAGGAGGAAGAUAUUCCUUUGAUUGGGCAACAUGACUCCCCUCUUCAGAACUUUUAUCCUCACGAGGGUUACAGGAGCAAGACUGUCACCUUUGACAACAAUCCGGUCUGUCAGAGGAUCUUUAGUGAGCCUUAUCCUGCAGGUCAUAGUAAUGAGUUUAGUACUGACCAUAGAGCUGCUCAAGUGCUGUGGCCCCAAGAAGACCAGGAGGAACUGAAGAGACAGGGUCAGUCUCAGUUUCUGAUGUACCGACGCCUAUUCAUGGACAUUGAGAGAGAACAAGUCAAGGAGCAUCAGAGACAUAGAAAGCACCUGAGGAGAAUCGGAAGGAUAAAAGCAGAAAAGGAGCAGAAGAGGUUGGAAGAGGAGAGGAAGCUGGAGAGAUUGCGGCAGCUUGAGGAGGAUAGACUGGAUAUGGCUGAGAGGGAAUUUCUGAUUCUGGAGCGACUGAGGCUUGAGGAAGAGGAGAGGGCAGAGGUGUUAGAGAAGAAAGAGAGAGCAAAGAAAGAUAAAGAAGCCACAAGGUACAUCGAGGCUCUGAGAGCUCAGAUGAAGGAGAGGAUAGUUCUGGAGAAUACAGAGCUCCCUCCUCUCUGUUGCUGCGGAGACAGUUUCUGGGACUCCCAUCCUGACACCUGCGCAAACAACUGUGUCUUCUACAACAACCCUAAAGCCUAUGUCCAGGCUCUGCGGUCUGCGCUGUUGAGCUGUGAUCUGAAGGACAGGAGCCACUCCACUCACCAGCGAGCCUCGGCUCGCCGGAUUGCCUCCUUGCACGCCCUUUCACCCAGGAAGGAAACCACCUCGCAAAGGAACAAAAGAAAAGAGGACAUUUGAAUUUCAGCCCUCUUUGUUUUUUAAAAUCAAUAAUGACCUUUAAACGGUACCAUGAAAGGACAUGUCGUUUUGUCAUUCUAUUGAUUUUGAAUCAUACCUUGCCGUCUCUCACUCUCGAAUACUUAUCAGUUGUAUUUCCUUGAAACGUGAUGUCGUUUAUUUUGUAUGGUUUUAUUUUAAUUAUCUGUCUUUAGUUAUGUCAAAGAUGUACACUUGGUUUUACGCUGUGCUUAAUUGCUGAAAAAUUGCUGAUUUUAAAACCUGACAUUUUAUCUUUUGAACCUCGGGAUGAUGUUUCAGUGGUGUUUGUUAGUCCUAUAAUGUAUUUUGGAUGCAGCAGUGGGCAUAAUCACUAGUAGUGUCCUAAUCCUUCCUAUGACAGUAUAUAUUAUUCCAUUCCUGUGGAAAAGUAGGGGAUGAAAAUGUCAGCUGGUUUCAUUUCCUAUAAAAUGGGGAAAGAGUGACUCUUGUCCUAGGCAACAGACCUAUGAUUAAAAUAUUUUUUUUUAUAUCAAUGUAUUAUUAAUGUGUUACUCAUUGCAUUGUUUGGGUGAUUUGUUACUGUUUCCUAUUACGGUAAGAUUGAUUUUAAAUGUAUUUUUUAGUGUUCACCAAAACUGAAUGAAUGUAAAAGGCCUUCCUAUAUGAUAAAUUCUCAUGUUUAUUAAUGAAAAAAUGAGAAGCUAAACUUGUAGGAUACAGUGCAUUUGAGAAGUAUUCAGACCCCUUGAAUUUUGUUACAUUAAGGCCUUACAUUUUGUUACAUUACAAAGCAAAAACAGGUAGAUUUGUUUUGUAAUAUUUUUUUUAAAUGGAAAUAUCACAUUUACAUAAGUAUUCAGACCCUUUACUCAGUACUUUGUUUGGCAGCGAUUACAGCCUCGAGUCUUCUUGAUUAUGACGCGUCAAGCUUGACACACCUGUAUUUGGGGAGUUUCUCCCAUUCUUCUCUGCAGAUCCACUCAAGCUCAGUCAGGUUGGAUGGGGAGCUUUGCUGCACAGCUAUUUUCAGGUGUCUCCAGAGAUGUUCGAUCGGGUUCAAAUCCGGGUUCUGUCUGGGCCACUCAAGGACAUUCAGAGACUUUUCCAUAAUCCACUCCUGCGUUGUCUUGGCUGUGUGCUUAGGGUCGUUGUCCUGUUUGCAGGUGAACCUUUGCCCUCGUCUGAGGUCCUGAGCGCUCUGGAGCAGGUUUUCAUCAAGCAUCUCUCUGUACAUUGCUCCGUUCAUCUUUCCUUCAACCUUGUUUCUCAUAGUCUGAGAGUCCUUUAGGUGCCUUUUGGCAAACUCCAAGCGGGCUGUCGUGCCUUUUACAGAGGAGUGACUUCAGUCUGGCCACUCUACCAUAAAGGCCUGAUUGAUGGAGUGCUGCAGAGAUGGUUGCCCUUCUGGAAGGUUCUCCCAUCUCCACAGAGGAACUCUGGAGCUCUGUCAGAGUGACCAUCGGGUUCUUGGUCACCUCCCUGAUCAAGGCCCUUCUCCCCCGAUUGCUCAGUUUGGCCGGGCGGUCAGCUCUGGGAAGUCUUGGUGGUACCAAACUUCUUCCAUUUAAGAAUGAUGGAGGCCUCUGUGUUCUUGGGGACCUUCAAUGCUGCACAAAUGUUUUGUACCCUUCCCCAGAUCUGUACCUCGACACAAUCCUGUCUCGGAGCUAUAGGGACAAUUUCUUUGACCGCAUGGCUUGGUUUUUGCUCUGACAUGCACUGUCAACUAUGGGACCUUAUAUAGACAGGUGUGUGCCUUUCCAAAUCAUGUCUAAUCAUUUGAAUUUACCACAGUUGGACUUUAAGUUGUAGAAACAUCUCAAGGAUGAUCAAUGGAAACAGGAUGCACCUGAGCUCAAUUUCGAGUCUCAGCAACAGGUCUGAAUACUUAUGUAAAUAAGGCAUUUCUGUUAUUUUUAAUACAUUUGCAACAUUUCAAAAACACUUUUUUCUUGGUCAUAAUGGGGUAUUGUUUGAAGAUUGGUGAGGGAACAAAUAUAUUUAAUCCAUUUUAGAAUGAGGCUGUAACGUAACAAAAUGUGGGAAAAGUCAAGGUGUCUGAAUACUUUCCAAAAACUCCAAGGCAUUCUUACCAGAAGAUAAAAGCGAGUCUAAUAUCAAUGCCACAACUAAGCCAGGUAAACGAGAUCACAUUACCAUAAACUAUUGCUAUUAGAGAGUGCACAGAUUCUUCUGCUUUUUCACAAAUUGCCUAUGUGUGUAGUUCUAAUUUGAUGGUUAAGACAGCUAAUAAUGAAAUGUUUUCUCAACACUUUAUUUGAAAUUCUGGUGUGUGUUUUUCCACUCUCACUGUAACACAGUUCAUAAACUCUAAUCAUGAGACUCACUCAUCAUGACCACCCUCAAGGUGUUUGUGCAUCAGUACCCUUUUCACAAACUGUAAUAAAUAAUAUUUUAUUUUCA
Molecule: messenger RNA, 4183 nt
Organism: Salvelinus fontinalis (brook trout)
Lineage: Eukaryota; Metazoa; Chordata; Actinopteri; Salmoniformes; Salmonidae
Gene: ccdc15
Product: coiled-coil domain containing 15
Exons: 10
Coding region: 257-1777 (506 amino acids)
Cellular component (GO): centrosome
Source: RefSeq, a predicted model, not a curated record